Molecule: messenger RNA, 6499 nt
Organism: Myxocyprinus asiaticus (Chinese sucker)
Lineage: Eukaryota; Metazoa; Chordata; Actinopteri; Cypriniformes; Catostomidae
Gene: tlcd3bb
Product: TLC domain containing 3Bb
Exons: 7
Coding region: 686-1591 (301 amino acids)
Biological process (GO): ceramide biosynthetic process; lipid homeostasis
Cellular component (GO): membrane; endoplasmic reticulum
Molecular function (GO): sphingosine N-acyltransferase activity
Source: RefSeq, a predicted model, not a curated record
UUUGUCACAACAAGAGCGUGAAAAUCGCACCUCAGAUGUUCUGGUGGUUAUCUCAAGCACUCCGCUGACCUACAUAACAACGUGGAUGGAAAGAUCGACGUUAGAGAAAGCAUCUGAGUCCUGGAUGAUUAUAACAAAGCUAAAGAGCGCAGUGAUCACGAGCCGGUUGAUUUAUUUUGGUAAUGUAAGCAGUGCAGAUAGUGAUGGACACGCGCUCUGUAGCACUGCUGUCCUGUGUGAUCGAUAAUGUAGCAUAAUAUCAAACAGGAUAACGGAAGCGCUUUGGAGGAGUCGCGGUCUUACCCGCAUUUUUGUGGCUCAACCACCGCCUCGAGGGGACUAACCAAAAACCGUUGGUUUUACGCAAAUUAAAGCGGUAGCGCGCGACGACGGGAGAUUUAACAGCGUGUUGGAGAGCAAAAGCCGGAAUAAGCAUAACAGCGGUCGCAUCUUUGACCUCCGGAGUCAGCUUGGCAUCUACAACAGAUUUAUACACCACAAAGACACCGCAAAUACAGAACAGAAAUCAUGUCAUUGCAUAAAUCAUGCACUCGCUCUUCGUUAUUUGUUUCGACGGAGACACGAGGGUCGACAGGCCGCUGACCGUCACAAAGGGAAGCAGGACAGCAGCACCGCUGGGGGCUUUUUUGAACGCAAUAUUACUGGAGUUCACCUGCCAGAGAUCAUGUUGUCCAUCAUAGCAGCAGGGUCUGUGUUUUUCCCAGGCCUUUUCCUGUUGUCCAAGCAUUGUCUCAAAUCUGUUCCUGGACUGAGGUGGAACGAGGGGGAUGCAGUCAUUGUUUCAGCCCGGUUAGUGUCGUCCAUCCAAGCUAUUAUGGCUUCUACAGCUGGUUACAUCAUCUCCACAUCCUGUGAGGACAUCAUUGAAGACCAGCAUUGGCUGACCAGCUCCUACAUCCUUUUUGCUGUGCCAUACUUUGUGUAUGAUAUCUACGCAAUGUUCCUGUGUUACUGGUACAAGCUCCAGGUCAAAGGUCAUGAGGUGGACAACGGGUCCAAAUCCAAGGCUAUGGCAGUGUCUGGCUAUCUCCGCCGAGAGUUCCUCAUGGUCUUACAUCAUGUCGUCAUGGUCACCAUGUGCUUCCCCAUCUCUGUGUUCUGGAGGCAGGGAAAAGGCGAUUACUUCCAGGGUGUCAUGUUCCUGGCUGAACUCAGCACUCCAUCCGUCUGUCUAGGCAAAAUCCUCAUCCAGUACAAGCAACAGCACACACUUCUUCACAAAGUGAAUGGAGCUGUUAUGCUGAUCACUUUCUUCCUCUGUCGAGUCCUUCUCUUCCCCUAUCUCUACUACGUUUAUGGAAGGUAUGCCUCUAUCCCUUUCUACCGUGUUCCUUUUGUGGUGCCCUGGCAGUGUAAUCUCGGAGCGGCGCUCCUAAUGGCACCGCAGCUCUACUGGUUCUCCCUAAUCUGCAGGGGGGCACUGCGCCUGUUCACCGGCAGGUCCUCGCGGUCCCGCAGGCCGACAACUCCAGUGAAGCCCGAUUUCGAAGGACAUGUGGCGUUGCCUCAGCAAGCCAAUGGAUACAGUACACAAACGGUGGGUCGGGACAUGCCCACAAUGUCGCACUGAAGGGAGGAGCUAAUGUGAACAAGGCUAUGCAGACAGUAUGCAAAAGAGGAAUGGAUGAAUGCAAUGGUGAAGCAGAAGAGGAAGGGCAGGGUGGCAAGGUUAUAGUGCAUAGAAUGAUUAAAGAGGUACUGAAAUAGACUACAUGAACUGAUUCCCUGUACCACAUUACAGCACAGCAUUAUGUUUAGUUACAGGGCUUGUGCACUGUAUAUAAGACUUGCUUUAGUAGAUCAAGAGAAGCUAUGCUGACAAAAAAAUCUAAAAUGGAAGUGGCUACACAAUAGUCAGACUUGUGUCCAAUACACAUGUUUGAGCAACUGAGGCAAUAAGUGCACAUUUUCUGUGAGAAGAUUUCUGAAGCAAGUGAAGCACUUUUUGUUUGAGGCAUUUUGCUUUGGUUAAGGAAUGUCAAAACUGCGGGCUGAGUUCUGUUCUUUGCGUAGAUGACUUCAGUGUUGCGAAUGCAUUGUUCUUAAGAGAAGCCCUAAAUUACUUACGGUACAAUUUAUAUUUAGCACUGGUCUGCAAUGAGCAACCCAAGGCAUCAGGCAUUAUCAAGCUUUACUGUCUCUACAGUAUAGAACAAGCUGGUUUAGUUAAAGGAAUAGUUCACCCAUGAAUACAAAUUCUGUCAUCUUUUACUCACCCUCAUGUUGUUCCAUACCUGUGUGCUGUUAUUCUUUCUGUGGAAAACAAAAGUAAAAUUUUUGAAGAAUCUUCACACAGCUCUUUUCCAUAAAACAUGUUUUAUGAAAGUGUAUUGUGACCAAGACUGUCAAGCUCUAAAAACGGCAACAGAUGGCAUGAAAGCACCAUAAAAGUAGUCCAUAUGACUAUUCUACAAGUCAUCCUCUAGCAUUGCUUGAGAAACAGACCGAAAUGUAAGUAAUUAUUUACUGAAAAUCUUCCCCUCUGCUGCAGCUAUCAAAUCUCAUUCUCCAUUCAGCAUAUUCAAACCGGCAUGUCACGUUCGGUUACAACUAGAACUGUUGAUUUAACGCGUUAAUUCGGUGCAAUUAAUUUAAUAAGAAAUAAUGCGUAAAAAAAUGUAUGCAAUUAUUUAUGUCCCCGGACCAUAAUAUGGAAUAUUCCUACCAUCGGAGCAACUCAAGCUUGAAGUACUGCCUGUUUUCAGGAGGGGGCAGUAAGUGAAACUCCAGCUGUAUUGUCAAUGCACAGCUGUACAGAGAACAAACUACACUCAGGCUUGCUUGACACUAGUGACAGCACAAGAUGACAAUGCAUUCAUGCGUUCAAACACAGCUGGACGGAGCGCAAUUUGGAAUGCAGGGAUCUUGAGACGUGUUUUUCUAAGUUUCAAACUACGUUUAACUUGACACAGCGACCUAAAACCUCUUUGUUUAUGAUGCGAUGCAAACAAAGUGAGAUGCUCCAAAAGUGUCCAUCUGACGCAGGUGUACAUUGAAAGUGCCCUUAAAUCAUAAAUCUAUGGAUUGCUGUGAACUGUUGGCCAAUGAUUGGCUUAUGUUCAAUAAUAUGGAAAUAAACAAUAUAUUGCCCUCUAAAGACUCUUUUUGUAUUAUUAUCAAUGCUUUACUCAUCUGACACAGUAAUGUAUUUUGAUAAUUUGGAUUAUUGUAUUUAUAAUAUAUAUGUUAUACUUAUAAUUAUUGAAAUUGUUUAAUCUUUAGAUAUUGAAUUAUUGUAAUUUGAGAGGCUUUCUCUGCAAAUAUUUAUAUAUGCAAAUAAAGGUGGAGCAAGUCAUUUUAAUCCAAUACAGUUUUUGUCAAAUUCCACGAAUAUCUCUUCAUGGUCCGCUAGUUGUCCGUUUGUACACAACCCUGCUACGUAAAUGGGAAAAUAAACAAAGUGGAUCGGACCGAUCCACACAACACUAUUGCAUGUGCAUGAAUUUGGUGUAUGUUUGGCUGUUGAGUUCAAAUAUCAACAGUUUUUCUCAGGAAUCGCUUACUUAACCUUUAAUUCGAUAAAUUAAUCGGCAUGUCAUGUAAUCAAUUCGCUAAAAAACUUUAAUCGAUUGACAGCCCUAGUUACAACACAAGUGAGAACCAAUGGCAUUUGUCAUCUUUAACGUCAAACCUGGCGUGAUGCGUCAACACUCUGAACGUAAAUCCAAAUGAGAUUUCAGAGUUUUGGUGGAGGGUAAGAUAAUCAGUAGAUAAAAGUGUCAUUUUUUUUUCUGUUCCUCACAAUGAACAGUGCUGCGCGAAGAUCCUUAAAAAUGUUUCUCUUUGUGUUUCACUGAAAAAUAACAGAAUACAGGGUUGGAAUGACAGGAGGGUGAGUAAAUGAUGACAGAAUUUUCAUUUUAGGGUGGGAACUAUCCCUUGUUGAAGUUGAAAGACCUCCCCUUCAGUUUAACAAAGCUGAUCCUCGAAAGACCUCUCUGGAUCAAAUGAAAGAAACAUCAGUAAAAUGUCAUUAAACCCUGGCUGUGUGAGAAAGAGGCAGCUCAGGGUUUGGGAAUGUAUUAUUUUGUACAUGCUAGUACGUUGUUUAUACCUGGUCAAAGCAUUAAUGGAAAGUAGCUACCUUGAAAGUUUUCCGAUUAGACCUGUAAUCCAUAAUAAAUCUGUUUAACAUUUACAGUUAGCUUUACAAUGUCUAUGAUAUAUAUAACCUGAGAUCUGAGCCCAGAGAACCCUGCAUAUACGUUUUAAAGGGACAUGACCAAAUACAUAUUAAGCUGCCUUAUCCCUAUGGAAACUCAUUUCUUUAUGUUAUACAUUUGUACUUUUGGCCAGAGAUGGGUUUCCUUCACUUAAAUAUGAUACAAGUUGUAACUGUACAUCGUCAAUGUGAAAUUUAUUUGCACUUUAUUCAUUUGUUGUUGUUUUUUUCAUCAUUGAAACCAUUUUGUUUGUCUCACCGUUAUAUAUGUUCCUAUUCAUUAUUUAAUGAGGUUUGUUGGAACAUAUUGACUAUGUUUUUACUUAUUGGUGGCCAUUUAACCUGUCAGCCUCAGUUUUUGUUUGUUAGUGGGUCACUCAAGCGAUGUAAUCUCCAUCUAGUCAGAAUUAAUUUGCAAAUGAUUUUGGCCCAGUUUCUUUCAUUCCAUAAAACUGCUUUCAAAUGCUUGCAAGUUCAACUGUACAACCUAUCGAACAGGAAUGAAUAACACUGCGAAGAAUCUGCCACAAAGCCUGUUUUGAAGCUUACUUAAAAUGACUGCUGAUUUGAAAUUUAUAUAACUAAAAAUCAUACAGGUGCAAAAUGUCUAUUGUGCUGAAUCGGGUAUAUGACUUUGCAUGUGUAUAUUCCAUCUUUGUCCCUUGUGAACCCUCUUUAAUGUAUCAGUACCACAUGCUCAGAUGCUGAGCAGAACUCCAAACUAUUUAAUCCUAGUGAACUGCAAUGACUGCUUUUGAUGGUUUUCUUUGAAAGCAUUUAUGUUUUAGUUGGUUCAACUUUGUUCUUUUGUUUUACAUAUGUAAACCUGUUUAACAAGUUCCCUGUUAACAUUAGUACAAAAUGAAAGCACUGUUGUAAUUCAAUCUCAAUGCAAAAAAUAUAUACUCUUGUCUCACAUGAUGCAUGGUAUAAUAUCAGUUCUCCUAGUCCAUUUGUGAAUGUGCUGUAUGGGAUUUAAUCAUGACCCUGAUAUUGUCGAGCAUUAGUCUUAAUUUCUGUCAUCACGAGCUCCGCUGAGACAUCUGGAAUUAGAAUGAGCUUAAAUAGGAGACAAAUGGGAGUCUAAAAAAGCAGAUUUGUAUUUUCACAUCAAAUAACUUCAUGAUUCCUCUAAAUUUGAGAGCUUGUACCAGACGGGUGGUACUUUGAAUCCAGACAGCACAAUUCAAGCUAAUUGGACAUAAAAUGUUUGCUUGCUGUGCUGAACCACAUAAUUCUCACUAAUACUGCACCUUGUGUUCAGCAAACACUGGGGAACAACCCAUUGCACAUUUGGUACAUUUCUAUGCUUUAACACGGAAUACGAUGACCCUUUCGGAAGUCUUUUUCUUUGACAGAAAGCAGCUUUUUUCCUUAAAGAAAUAUUGCGGGUUCAAUACAAGUUAAGCUCAAUGGACAGCAACUGUGGCAUAAUGUUGAUUACCGCAAAAAUGUAUUUCGACUUAAUUCCUCUUUUUCUUUAAAAAAAAAGCAAAAAUCUUGGUUGCAGUGAGGCACUUAUAAUGGAAGUGAAUAGGGGCCAAUGCGUUAAUGUUAAAAUACAUACAGUUUCAAAAGUAUUGCAACAAGAUGUAAACAAUAUGCAAGUUAACUUGAUGUUAAUGGGAUAAAAUCACUUACUAACCUUUUUUGUGUAAAGUUAUAGCCAAUUUUGCAUAACAACAUAAUGCCAUAAAAACGAAAUCCCCAAAAUGAACGUAAAAACAAUUUAAACAAUUUUACAGCUCAAAUAAUACACAAGUGUUAACAGAAUAAUUAAUGUAAUUGCUUUUAAAAAAUAUUAAGCUUCACAUUUCUGCUUUUACGCCCUUUAAAAAUUGGCCCCAUUGACUUCCAUUGUAAGUGCCACACUGUAACCUCCAUUUUUGCUUUAGAAAACAUUUCUCUUCAUGUUUAUACAAAGAUGAAUAGUGGAAAUAAACAAGAAAAAAGAUACCGUACACUGUUAAAGGAUUCUUCUUGGAGAUAAUAUUUUACAGAAAAUAACUGUGGCUUUUGAACAAUGACAAUAUAAAAGCCAGUUAUUUAAUUUCGCUAACUUAUCUUUGUAAUAUCACACUUACUAUUUUUCCUCACACAGUAAAAUCAGAUCUUUCUUUAUAGAUGCAUAUAUAAAGCUGUGUGACGAGGAGGAGGGCAUGGCCGGGCCGUGAGCACGCACGCCAGGCGCUGAAUUGUCCUAAUCAGCUGGGAACUGGCUGAGCAGUCAAUGUAAACUUUUAAUAAACAAAUGAACAAAGCACAACAUAAAACUGCUUCCCAGCAAAAAAAAAAAAAACAAAAAAAAAAAACAAA